This is a messenger RNA of Lepisosteus oculatus (spotted gar), 4703 nucleotides long. RefSeq names its product follistatin-like 5 (gene fstl5). The record is from RefSeq and is a predicted model, not a curated record. Lineage: Eukaryota; Metazoa; Chordata; Actinopteri; Semionotiformes; Lepisosteidae. Gene Ontology annotation, molecular function: calcium ion binding; protein binding. Gene Ontology annotation, biological process: multicellular organism development; cell differentiation; regulation of BMP signaling pathway.
UAGCCAGUUGGUGAGGUUAGAGCUAGUAGGCUCUGGUUCAGUGGUGCUAGACCCAGGAGAAGAGGUGAGACUGUCACAACAGGAGCUGUCCACUGAACUACUAGUGCUGAAGUCAGGAAUCUAUUUUGGUUUUAGCAAGCUACUGCUGUUAAAAAGGAACUGUCAGACCGAUUAACUUCAGCUACAGUCACAGCGAAUCAGAAGCACAGGAUAACGGAUUGAAUCCAGCUCACCUUGAGAUACCGUUAUCUUGAAAGUAUUUUGGAAAUUAUCUUGGAAGAUUGUCGCUGGAAUAUUGCUUGGGAUUUGACAAUCAGGCAAAGACCAAUGAGGACACAUAAAUGGUGGUCAGCACUUUUAUUGCUUGGAGUUGUCUUACUGGAAACAGAAGGAAGGCCAAGCAAGGAUGGAUAUGGACCAAAAACUUAUCAACCCCUAGUGAGAUUCCGACAUAAGCAGGAUGGAAGCUCAGACGGUGUACAGAUUAAAGGGUAUUUUGGCCAGGGUGUUUAUUUUGGAGCCUGUGAAAAUAAGUACUGUGGCUUGGGGCGACACUGUGUUGUCAACAGGGAGACGGGACAAGGAGAAUGUGCCUGCAUGGAACACUGCAAACCUCAUUACAAACCAGUGUGUGGUUCUGAUGGAGAGCUCUAUGAGAACCACUGUGAACUUCACCGUGCUGCCUGUUUAAAGAGGCAGAAGAUCACCAUUAUUCACAGUGAAGACUGCUUUUAUAAAGGUGACAAGUGUCAGAUGAGUGACUACGGAAAGUUAAAAAAUCAGCUGCUUGAUCUGCAGAACCAGAAGUACAUCAGACAGGUCAAUGAAGGGGAAAAUGAAGACAAAAUGUCCCUGAAGAGACUGUUGGUAGACCAGAUGUUCCAAUACUUUGACUCAGACAACAACGGACUUGUAGAUAGCAAUGAGCUUACACAGGUCAUCAAACAGGAAGGACUGGCCAAGGAUGUAUCUGAAUGCACUUUGUUUGAUCUUUUGAAAUACGAUGAUCGGAAUGUUGAUAAACACUUGUCCAUAGAAGAGUUCUACACGGCAUUUGAGGUCCUUCAGCUGAGUAUACCUGAAGACCAGAAAGUGAGCAUCACUACAGCAACCGUAGGUCAAAGUGCAGUCCUGGCAUGUGCUAUUCAGGGAACACAAAGACCACCCAUUGUUUGGAAGCGUAACAAUGUAGAGCUCAACAAUCUGGAUUUGGAAGACAUCAAUGAUUUUGGAGAUGACGAAUCUUUGUACAUAACCAAGGUUACCACAACUCACAUGGGUAACUACAGCUGUCAUGCAGAUGGCUAUGAGAAGCUUUACCAGACCCAUAUUCUCCAGGUGAAUGUUCCCCCUGUCAUCCAGGUCUACCCAGCUAGCCAAGCCAGAGAACCAGGAGUAACUUCCAGCCUCAGGUGCCAUGCAGAAGGCAUCCCCAAUCCUCAGCUUGCAUGGCUGAAGAAUGGCAUGGACAUAACAACAAAACUGUCAAAACAGCUUACAUUGCAAGCAAAUGGAAGUGAAGUACACAUAAGUAAUGUUCGCUAUGAAGAUACUGGAGCAUACACUUGUAUUGCAAAAAAUGAAGCUGGAGUGGAUGAAGACAUCUCAUCUCUGUUUGUUGAGGAUUCUGCUAGGAAGACACUUGCAAACAUUCUGUGGCGAGAAGAAGGUCUUGGAAUUGGCAAUAUGUUCUAUGUAUUUUAUGAGGAUGGGAUUAAAGUCAUUCAGCCAGUGGAAUGUGAAAUUCAGAGACAUAUAAAACCAAGCGAAAAACUACUUGGACUUCAGGAUGAGGUUUGCCCACAACUGGAAGGUGAUACCAUUCAGAGAUGUUUUUGGUCUUCUGCUGUAAAUGUUAAGGACAAGUACAUUUAUGUCACUCAACCAAAUCUAAACAGAGUUCUCAUCGUGGAUGUUCAGUCACAAAAGGCUAUACAGGCUGUGAACACUGAUCCAGUUCCAGUGAAACUGCACUAUGACAAAUCCCAUGAUCAAGUCUGGGUUCUCAGCUGGGGAGAUAAAGAGAAGACUAUACCCACACUCCAGGUGAUCAAUCAGGCCAGUGGGAGCAUGUCCCAUCAUACCAUACAUACACAGCCGGUUGGAAACCGGUUUGAUAAGGUGGAAGAUUUUUUCAUUCCAGCUACAACCCUUAUUAUCAGUCACAUCAGGUUUGGAUUCAUUCUUCAUAAAAAUGAACCAGUUCUUCAUAAAAUUGACCUUGAGACAACAUCCUAUGUGAAGAAGAUAAGCCUGAAAGAAUAUAACUGUAUACCAAAGUCCAUGGCCUAUACUCACCUGGGAGGCUACUACUUCAUCAGCUGCAAGCCCAACAUGACUAAUGCUAUUAAACCUCAGCUCAUAGUGGACAGUAUAACCGACUCAGUGAUUGGAUAUAAUGGAAAUGUAACUGGCACCCCGUAUAUGUCUCCAGAUGGACACUUCCUUGUCAGUAUUGAUGAUGAGAAAGGUCUUAUGAGAGUGCAGUCAAUUACAAUCCGAGGUGAGAUUCAGGAAGCUUUUGACAUUCACACAAAUUUACACAUCUCUGAAGUGGCUUUCCAACCUUCCUUCACUGAAGCACAUCAGUACAAUGUCUUUGCCAGUUCUGGGCUACAGACAGAUGUUUUGUAUGUUGAGUUAGCCACUGGUAAAGUCAAGAUGAUAAAGAGUCUCAAGGAGCCUAUGAAAGCAGUAGAAUGGCCCUGGAAUGCCAAGAACCGUGUGAUCAAGGACAGUGGAUUGUUUGGUCAGUACCUCAUGACACCUUCAAGAGAAUCUCUGUUCAUUUUGGAUGGUCGACUGAACAAGCUGAAUUGUGAGAUUACUGAUGUGUUGAAAGGUAACACAAUCAUGUGGGUUGGGGAACCAUAAACACUUACUGUCGCUCCUUAUGUGGGAUACUGUUGCACUCAAUUGGGUAUUCAAUGUACACCCUUUUUCCAUUUUAAUAACAUGUAAAAAGUUAUUUUUAAAUAGAAAAAAGUUAAUAGCCCAAUGCUGGAAAAACCUAAUCACAAAAAGAAUGGAAACAAGUAACUGACUUAGAGUCAGUAGGGAUUUUUACACUAAAUUCUGUAUUUAGUUAUAUAAUUUAUGGUAUAAAAUUGAAACAGACAUAAUUAAUCUUUAGCCACAAAGAGUUUUGAAAUGCCAUAAUUAAAUUAAUUUGAUUUGUGAUCCAUAUAUCCCAUUGAUUUUUCUUUGGGAUGAAAACAGAAAAAAGAUGUUGCUUGACCUUUAAUAUUUGAAAUUUCAGCAUCAGCGUCUUGUCCACUGUUCAGUCGUGCUUUUGUGCCUUCAAGGGAUACACUUACAUGAUCUGCAGCAAAAUAAUUAUCCCCAUUGUGGCUAUAGAAUGCUUGUUAUUGAAUAUAACGGAAUAUAAUUCAGAUCACCACUACUUUCUUUCAUGAAGAGUGGAGGUUUAAACUUUUAAAAAGAGGGUCAGGUAAACCCCUAUAAAUACAUCUUCCUUAUUGGGGUUUUUUGUGUUUUGUCUAAUGUUGAAUGUUCAAAUAGGUGAUUACAAGAGGAUACACAACAACUGUUGUUUUGAUUUAAUAAUAAUUUGCAAUAUUAUGAAAGAAAAAAAUGUGAGUUAAACAAUUGGCAACAGAAAUUUACUGAAAUUGUAGUGCAUGCAGGAAAGUCAGAGUUUUGUUUGGCUUCAAAACUAGCUGAUUCACUAAGAAAUCUACAAUGAACAUUAUCUAUUUGUAAAAUAAAACUGAUUGGUAAGCUUUGCUUAAGUUAUAAUUUACAAUAGGUUUUGAGGUGUGUGCAACCAGGAUAAAGCAGUAAGAUGAGCCCUGGCUGAGACACAUGUGUUCUGAUGUGCAUCUCAUGGGAAGAAAAGACUUUACUGUUGAUUCUCAAUUAUAUUAAAGCACCAUGAAAAAAAGAAUUAGGACCAAUGCUUUAUGCAAAAUAUAGUUCAAUUUUAAAUAAAAUAUCCUAAAAUGCUUUCUGCAGAACCUUAAAAUACAGUUGUCAUAAUAUUUGAGGAUUUUAGUUCUGGAAAUAAUGAAAGUAAGAAUCAGACUUUUGAACAUCUUUUGAAAUACUAUAAGCACAAGGUAGUGUGUGCUUCUUAGAACAAUUCUCUACCUAGAUGGUGUAGUCUAUGCAUUUUCAUUCUUAAAACCUGCCUAGAUAAGGGCAUUUUUAGGAUGAACCUUUUCAGAUUUAACAAAGUUCUUAGGUUUCUUUGGAUUAUUGGGCUUAAAUUACACAAGGUUUAAGCUUGCUAAAUGGUUGCUGACUAAAAAAUAAAUUUUAUAUUUUUUAUUUUAAUGUUAACCUGCUGUAAAACUUCAAGGCAAUCAUUUAAAAGUUUGAUCUUUUUAUAAUACUCUUUGACAUAGAAUAGAACUUGUCAUAUCCUCACAGCUUUUUACUAAUGUCUUGUGACUUAUAAUUUUUCUAGUUGUGUUAACAAAAUAGUUAAAUGGGCAGUGUGAUAUACCACUUGAUAGUUUGCAGACGUGUUUGAAAAUUCAGAUGAUAAUUUCUAGAAAUUGAACCAAUUUCAUUUUUAAGAAAAAAUAUUUCUUCAUAACUGAUCAAGUAUAAAGUGAUGUUGAUUAAUAAAAUUUUGUCUUUUACAUUUAGUCAUGUAUGUUAAUUCAUGUGGCUGUUCUUCAUGUAGAGAUAUGCUUGUCACUGACAGAACAAUAAAGCCCAUACAUUUUAAAAUAUAA